GCCAACUUGGGCUGAUAUGUUUGAUGACUGCAACGAUAGCCCAGCAAAGCGCCGAACAUUUGUUCACUCGAGGCAAAACUGAAGACGGUGCUUUUUCUUAGCGACUCUCUCAUGCUGACAUAUCUGGCUCACCCGAUCGUGCGGUAAAUGUCGAUUCAGUCGUUGAUCCGACCGCAUUGCGAUCUUUAGGCUGCGGCCAACCGAGGCAUGCACAGCGAUUGUGUCGCACACUAAAUGGAAUGAGAUAUUUGCUUGGCCACUGACCUCCGAGUUGUCUUUGGGCUUCCUCUAUCAAAAUGUUCUCAUCCGCGCUCAAAUCGCUCAGCUCAAACAUCUCCGCCAACUAUCAAGUUUCCCCGCAUCCCACUAUUGUCUCGGGCCCGUGGAAGAUUCACGAUGGCAAGAAAAAGUCAACCAACACCGCCGCGUCUAUUUUCAUCUUCGACAAAAAGGCCCUUGAGCCUCGGUCUGGAGGAUUAGGUGGUCGGUCCAGCUCCUCUAUCAAGAAGCUCCAGGAGGAAGUUGUCGAGCGACUGAAGCGUGAAGCGGGUAACCUUGCUCGCCUGAGACAUCCUUCUGUUUUGCAGGUGCUGGAGCCGGUUGAGGAGACACGCAAUGGCGGUCUUAUGUUUGCCACUGAACGAAUUACUGCUUCACUCGCUGGACUCUUGCAGGAAAAGGACUCUCAAGAGAGCAAUGGCAGGAUUGGGUCACGGACUUCUCGAUACAUGGUCGAAGAGUCUGAUGGGUCGCGCAGGCGGAGGGACCUCGAUAUUGACGAGCUAGAAAUCCAAAAGGGCCUGCUGCAGGUUGCUAAGGGUCUCGAGUUCCUUCACGAGUCUGCGGGCUUAGUUCAUGGCAAUCUCAACCCAGAGGCUAUCUUUAUCAACGCCAAGUCUGACUGGAAGAUAUCUGGCCUAGGUUUUGCUGGUCCGUCGGACUCAGCAGAAUCCAAGUCCAGUCUCCCACCCCUAGCACUGUCUGAAGUCCUUUAUCAAGAUCCGCGACUGCCAUCCUCUGUUCAGCUGAAUCUAGACUACACCUCCCCCGAUUUCGCCAUGGAUUCAAACGUCAAUGCAUCCGCUGACUUGUUCUCCCUUGGACUUAUAAUCAUAGCUCUCUACAACUCGCCUCAUGUUUCUCCAUUAAAACCCCACGGUAGCGUGGAUACAUACAAGCGACUGCUCAGUUCUCCAUCUUCGACACCGUCUCAGGGCAACAAUUUCCUGUGUUCAGGGACGAUUCCCAAGGAUUUACUGGCGCAUGUACUACCAAGGUUGAUAACACGCAGAGCUCCACAGCGUCUUAGCGCUCGCGAGUUCCAACAGUCCCAAUAUUUUGAUAAUAUCCUUGUCUCAACUAUACGGUUCCUGGAGUCACUGCCAGCGAAGAAUGCGAAUGAGAAAUCACAGUUCAUGCGGGGACUGCAACGCGUUUUGCCAGAAUUUCCUGUUACUGUCCUGGAGAGGAAGCUUCUGGGAGCCUUGCUCGAUGAACUCAAGGAUCGCGAGCUCCUCCCUCUCAUUCUGCAGAAUGUAUUCGCGAUUCUGAAGAAAAUCCCUAAUGCACGCCGUGUCUUUCCCGAAAAGGUCAUUCCUCAGCUCAAAGAUGUCUUCCCCGUUGGUAAGGGCGCAGAGCGUGAUUCGAAAAAGGAUGCGGGGCUCAUGGUAGUUCUCGAGAACAUGAAUGUCGUCGCGGACAAUUGCUCGGGAAAGGAAUUCAAAGAUGACAUCCUUCCCUUUAUCCGCCUCGGGCUCGAUUCUCCUACUCACACCCUCGUUGAUGCUGCAAUUAAAUGCUUGCCUUCGAUCUUGCCAGUCCUCGAUUUUAGCACUGUGAAGAAUGAUGUUUUCCCGCCAAUUGCUUCUACUUUCAGCCGUACCAACAGUCUCGCCAUCAAGAUACGAUGUCUAGAGGCAUUCACAGUGCUCUGUGGAGGUUCUGUCGAACAGGAAGAUGCUGUUGGAGACGACUUGACUGGUAUUGUCGAAAAGAGCAAACCGCAACCUCCAAAAUCGUCCAUUCUGGACAAAUACACCAUACAAGAGAAGCUCGUUCCCUCUUUAAAGGCUAUCAAAACGAAAGAACCCGCCGUCAUGAUGGCGGCUCUGGGCGUGUUUCGGCAAAUUGGAAAAGUUGCAGACACUGAUUUCCUAGCUUUGGAAAUUCUGCCUGUUCUCUGGAGCUUCAGUCUUGGACCGCUUCUCGACUUGCGGCAGUUCGGCGAGUUUAUGGCCCUUAUCAAGAGCAUUUCCUCGAAAAUCGAGCGUGAACAGAUGAAAAAGCUACAAGAACUUUCUUCGGCAGAAUCCACUGGGUUCCACAAUGGAACCUCUGCCGCCUCAAAAGGUUCAAGCAGCUUUGCGUCGUCUGAGAUAGAAUCUGGGCGGGACAACUUUGAGCGCCUGGUGCUUGGGCGAGGCGGCGCGGCUCUAAAUGGCCAAGAGAAUGAUAUAUUUGGUGGGCUGGCCACAGAUGCACCAUCCUCGCAAUCGCCCACUCCACGGCCAAGCUCGACGACAUUCUCAUGGUCGACAAAUACGGGGGUCGUCGGCAGACAGCCCAGUCUCGCCGCGCGCUCCAUUACUCCUGAUUUCAAGGUGAAUUCAUUCCCGUCGUUGCAACCUGCUCCAAAGCAAACAUCUCCCGCAUCAACAUUUCCAGCUCUUCAGCCGUCAGCCCCCAAUCCUUGGAGCACACCAACCACACCAAGUCAUCUACAACAAUCGGUGACGAGCGGAUCGGGGCCUUCUCUUUCGUCGCUUGCCAGUAUGAACCCCACUGUCUCUUCAUCCAAAAGCAUGCAGGCGGCUCCUAAUUACUCUGCAUUCUCAAUACCACCUCCCCCUGCUACACAACCUCUUAACGCAUUUGCAAAUACUUCUCAAACCCUUUCCCCCCCGAAUACUGGGCAGGCCUCUUCGUUCCUUGCGAACGGUGCAGGACAGUCGCAACAAGCGACACAGAAACAAGGGCUCGACAAGUAUCAGAGCUUGAUAUGAUGACAGGGAUGGUCAUGUCGAUUUCUACUCUUUCCUAUAUUACUUCUCUGUAUACUUUCUAUAUCUUAGCAUAUGUAUGUAGAUGAUGCAUUAUUCCCCACCAUAGCUUGAACUUUGAUUUUUGACCCCGAG
Molecule: messenger RNA, 3134 nt
Organism: Aspergillus calidoustus
Lineage: Eukaryota; Fungi; Ascomycota; Eurotiomycetes; Eurotiales; Aspergillaceae
Source: the annotation of a GenBank genome assembly